AUGCUCGAGCGCUGCAAGGAGAGCUGCGGGCUGUGCGGUGAUUCCCCGGCGAUCGGCGCGGACGGGACCGGAUCGCUCGACCCCCGCGCGAUCGGGAACGUCGUGUUAAACUCCGGGCACGCGAUGCCUCUCGUGGGAUUCGGAACCGCCGGGCUCGGGGACAUGACCGCCACGGCGACAAAGUGGGCGCUGCAGGCUGGAUACAGGCUCGUAGACACGGCGCAGGCCCCCGAGUGGUACCGCGAGGAUCUGGUGGGUGAGGCGAUCCGAGCGUUCCUCGCCUCGGGCGGCGCGACACGCGAGGAGCUCUUCAUCACUUCCAAGCUGCAUCCCCGCGACCACGGCGCGGAGCGCGCCAAAGCGAUGCUCGAGUCGUCGCUGACAAACCUCGGGGUCGAUUACCUGGAUCUGUUCUUGCUGCACUAUCCCGCGUGCUGGGGGACCUUGUGCGGGGGCGUGGAGCCGCAGGGGACGUGGAGGGACAGCUGGAGGGCGCUCGAGGAGCUGCAACGUGCCGGGAAGGUUCGGAGCAUCGGGGUGAGCAACUUUGACGUAAACGAGUUGAGGGAGCUGGCCGAGUGGGCGCGGGUUGAACCGGCCGUGGUGCAGAGAAACAGCGACAUCUUCUCCGCGGAUAAGGAGGCGAGGCAACUGUGCGAGUCGAAGAGGUGGCAAUACGAGGCCUACAGCUCGCUGGGCAGCCAGUGGCUGAUGCGGGGUCACCGGGAGAACCCGGUGUUGACGCACGCCGACGUGAAAAGAAUAGCUAGGAAAAAGGGGAAGAGCCCGGCACAGGUUGUCCUCCGGUGGGCGAUUCAGCACGGGCAGAUCGUGAUACCCCGAUCGAGCAACCGCGCGAGGAUAGCGGAGAACCUGGACGUCGCGGGGUGGACGCUGGGUGACGACGACAUGUUCGCGUUGGACGCCCUGGACGGCCACCCUCCGUUUGUGCAAUAA
Messenger RNA from Micromonas commoda, 957 nucleotides. RefSeq lists its product with no specific name. The record is from RefSeq and is a predicted model, not a curated record. Gene Ontology annotation, molecular function: oxidoreductase activity. The transcript has a single exon. Lineage: Eukaryota; Viridiplantae; Chlorophyta; Mamiellophyceae; Mamiellales; Mamiellaceae. Bases 1 to 957 code for a protein of 318 amino acids.